UUUGCUGUAUUUUUGAACAGGGUGAGUUGGUGGUUCCUCAUUUUUUUAAAUUUAAUGGACGAAACAGAGAAGACUCGUAAACAAAUGCAAAUCUUUGCUGCGAGAGAAAAAAUUUUAAAAAUAAAGAAGAUCGUUUUUAAAAUAAUUGAAGAAAUGCUGGAAAAAGAAAUUUCAGAAGAUUGGUUUCUGGAAAAUUGCCCUAAACUAUGUACUACUGAAUAUGAGGAUGUCAUAGUAGAAAGAAGUAUUGAUCGUCUUUGUGGGUAUCCCUUGUGCUCCAACUCUAUAAAACAGGUUAAGAAGCAAACAUAUCAUAUUUGUUGCUUAGACAACAAAGUUUAUGACCUUACUGAAAGAAAGUAUUUUUGCUCCAAUGAAUGUUUUAAAGCUUCAAACAUUUUGAAACAUCAGCUGUCAUCUCUCCCAUUAUACAUGAGGUUGCUACAGCUGUAAAUCUUUUUAAAAACACAAAAGACUGAUUUUGAUGUUUUCCAUCCUGCAAAUAAAAAAAGAAGCAAUUUAAUUCCCGUGGAAUUGUUAUUUCAAGAGCU
Molecule: messenger RNA, 551 nt
Organism: Uloborus diversus
Lineage: Eukaryota; Metazoa; Arthropoda; Arachnida; Araneae; Uloboridae
Product: putative RNA polymerase II subunit B1 CTD phosphatase RPAP2 homolog
Exons: 6
Coding region: 55-453 (132 amino acids)
Cellular component (GO): nucleus; cytoplasm
Molecular function (GO): RNA polymerase core enzyme binding; RNA polymerase II CTD heptapeptide repeat phosphatase activity
Source: RefSeq, a predicted model, not a curated record